AUGUUUUUUGGCGAAAAGCCAAUUUACGAGGGUGACAUUCUCAUUGACUACAGUGAGAUUGGAAAUCGUGACCCUGACUACAGUGACUCUUCCACUGAUGAAUCAGAAAGUGAAGAUGAAUCUGACUCUGACGACUACUCUCCCACUUCACUCUCUGGUGGUGGUGGUGGUGGUAACUUUGGCUGGACUUAUGUGGGCUCUGAGGGAAGGAGCCACAGAUCCAGCAGAUUGGAGGACCAGGAUUCUACUUCUACAUCAUCGACACCUAUAACUGUAAACUCUUUUCAACCGUUGGAAGAUGUUGAUGUGGAGCUGGUUGCAGAUGAAUCAAUUAGUGUUGCUGACGACAAAGAUACACUUCAGUCUGAGGACCAUAUAUUGCUCGAAGAUUCUGCUGUUGAUGAUGCUGAUUUGAGAUCGGUGAACUCCAACGUAGCUGGUCGCCCUGGUUCCGAAGAUACUAACGAAGAUUUUUCUCACGAAAAUUCAUUUUCUGAACAUAUGGUAAAGCUCCAGAAAGCCUUUGCUCCAGGAACUCAGUCGCCCUCAGUGGUGGCUCAUCAAACAAGUCCGGUGACUCUUCCCAAACAACUACACAUUUUGGAUGAGGAUGACAGUGUGGAUCUUGCGCUGUCUGGAACUGCUGAACUUACCCGCGAGGCUUCAGCUGUUGAAACCGCUAGCCAAUCUGGUGAUGACAAUCAGGAUGCGGUUGACUCAGAAACCAAUGAUGAAGACAUGGAUGGGUCUGUGGAACAUAUACUGGGUUUCGACGAAUUGGAAGACUCAUCAGAUUCUGAAUUUUCGUCUAGCGACGUUGUCAUGGAUUCCUCUACUAAGUUGGAGGAAGCUCCUGCGAGAGAUGUCGGGGUGCCGCAAGAUUUAGGUGACACUCAAGGUACUGCUACAAGCACAAAUAAUCCUGCCAGCAAUCAACUGGUUUUGGCGGCGGCGGAACUUGCGGAGCCAAGUGGCUGGCUCCUCAGGUAUACGGCAGGAGCUACCGGAGCUACCCCAGCGCCCUCCUCUGAGAGGCUGUUGCUGGGAGCUGGUGGUUCUGAUACUGUUACUACUGCUGCAUCUGGAAGUGGCAGUGAACUGAGAGACACUGCUGAGAAUGAUCGCCCACGCUUACCGCCUGCACCAUCUACUCAGAGGCUCCUGCUAGAGUAUGGGCGAGCAGGGGAUGCUACAAGCUUUGGGGACAAUACAAGCGACGUGCGGCACAGCUCCGUGCAACAAAAUCGACAUAUGCCACUUCCGGCUCCACCUUCGAGACGGUUGUUGUUGGCAGCUCCUCCUCCGUCUUCUUCUGAACAUGAUUCGCAAACUGCUGGGCAAGUAGUUGUUCGACAAACAAGCCAACACUCAGCUCCGGCAGAAGCCCAACAGCCUCUUGCUAAUACUGGAAGAAUUACUAGGUCUGCUGCGGGUACUGCGGGUGCUGCGGGUGCUGCGGGUGCUGCGAGAGUGCCUGCUCCGUCGUCCAGACACCGUCAUCGAGAAGCCUCUCGGGACACAGUUGUUGUUAACAAAAGAUUAGCUGAUUUGAUUGAGCAAAAUGGCUAUUAUGUUCCUAACAGUGCACUUCAGCGGCUGGCGCGAAAAGAAAAUUCUUCAUUAAUUCUAAAUCGCACAAAUCUAAUUACCCGGCCUACUGAUAACCUUCCACUAAAAGUAGUCUCAGAAAAUUCGACUUCAAACUCCUCACCAAGAUUGGAAAAUGAAGCCUCAAAUGGUUCUCCCACAACACCCUCUACCUCUGCUUCUUUGUCCUCGGAAUCAUCUGCACAUUCGGAGCCAGUGGUUACAUCACCAACCUCCUCUGCUGUGACGUCUCCCACAUUAGAAAGUUCUUCUUCUCGUCGUGAUCACCAAACCACUCCUCCCUCGUCAUCGAAUCGCAUGCUGUCGAUAGCACAACGCAAUAUCUUACGCACAUCGGGCUUACUUUGGGGCUCUCGCUCUUCCGACCGGCACAGUGACAAACUGAAACUCUCGAACUCUGAGUCAGCUUUGGACUCGGAAUCUAGGUCACUGCUGCAUGGUCUGCCAGCUCGUGAGGGUUCAACACUGAGAGCCCCACACGGCCACCUCCAGGGUACACCGAAUCUUAGAUUCAACCCCACUCCCGAUGCGGUUCCCUUUCUUUCUCACACUCACUCGGCAACACACAAUGUCCCUGCUACGUCAGCAUCAGUAGAUGAGGACUCAGUCGUUAGCACUGACUCGCAGUCCCACUCUCCCGCCUCCACAACCGAAGCUGAUGUUGAGGCUACAAGCGAUGAAAUCUCAAUUGCAGCACCCUACAAUUCUGACUCUCAGGGCUCAUCAGAACACUUAGCUGACGGCAUUGACUUCUUACAUGAAACUUUUGUUUCUUCGCCUGCUGAUGAUGAAAUUAUUUUUGUUGAUGAAUCGGCAAGCCCAUCAGGAGAUCCGUCUGCCGGGGCUGUCGACGAUGUCAUUGGCAUUGGCUGCAUCUACUCGAACUCUGAAGAACCAACUGUGAAAGCCCGCAUGGCGUCUGGAAGACUUGACACACUCAGCGCUAUUAACAUUAAGCUUCCAAUCUUGAGGAAUGACAUCAAAGUGUUAGAAUCUAGCAAACCAGGUCUCUGCUUUACGGCUCCUGAUGUGGAGAAUGUUAGAGCUCUCAUCAGCGACAGAGAUUGGGCAGAUCUUAAGGACCCCAACAACAGAGAAGAUAAGCGCUUCUGGUUCGAUGCGGCCUAUUCGGAAUUUGCUGCCAUUGAUGGCAAUCAUGUAUACCAAGUUGUGCCCCUCCCGGCGGGUCGCAAAGCACUUGGCACCAAAUGGGUGCUGAAGAAGAAACUCAACACGGAUGGUUCAAUUGACAAGUACAAGGCUCGUCUUGUUGUUCAGGGGUUUCGUCAAAAGUUUGGUGUUGACUAUGUUGACACCUUUGCACCGGUAAUGAGAUUCAGCACUGUUCGUCUCAUUUUCGCCCUGAGUGCGGCGAAGAACUGCGAAAUGCACCACGUCGAUGUUAAAAAUGCUUUCUUGAAUGGAGAUCUAGAAGAAGACAUCUAUGUCAAGCCACCAACAGGAAUUGACCAUAAUACCCCUCCUGGCAUGGUCUGGAAGCUGAAUAAAAGCUUAUAUGGACUGAAGCAAGCCCCUCUGUGUUGGAACAAGAAGCUUGUUGACAAGUUGGAAGCUCUAGGUUACAAAGCUGCCAAGAAAGAACCCUGUCUCUUUUACAAGAUUAAUGGCAAAGACUUCAGUAUUAUAGGUCUUUAUGUUGACGACAUCUUAACGGCGUCAAACGUACCGGGAGAAUUCGAGCGGUUUUUCAAGGGCCUAUCUGGUUACUUUGCCAUCAAAGAUGAAGGUGGUGUUAACAAAUUCUUGGGAAUCAGAGUCCAAGACUCCGACAGGACAAUAUCUCUGGAUCUGGAACAUUAUAUUGCUGACAUGAUUGAGGUUUUCAAAUUGAGUAAUCAAACAGCUAAGUCGAUACCGUUGCCCAAGAAACAUGGCCUUGAUUUCCCACAGGGCCUCGAUGCUCGUCCAGCUAACCAAUCGCUAUAUCGCAGCAUUCUUGGCAAGCUACAGUUUGCUGCUCAGACGGCUCGUCCAGACAUUGCCUAUGCUACAGGCAAGCUUGCUCAGUAUUCGAGUGACCCUAGAGCCAUUCAUAUGGAUAGAGCUUAUCAUGUUCUGAGCUACCUCAAAGGCACCAAGGACCUGGCAAUUGUCUAUCACAAAAAUGUACCAGGCGCCUCUCCGCGGCUUCUGAGAGGCUGGUCAGAUGCCGAUUGGGCAAACGAUCCUGACAGGAAGUCUAUCUCAGGCUUUGCAUUCUCUCACGGUCCUUCAACCUUCUCUUGGAAGUCGGCCAAACAGAAGCUGACAGCAACUUCCACAACCGAGGCUGAGCUGAUUGCCGCUUUUGUUGAGCAUGCAAUGUUGUCGCAGACUAGUGCAGUUGAUAAUGCACGUGAGUUUGGGUGGGAAACUAUGGUUGAUAACCUAUGUUUAUUUUAG
Messenger RNA from Magnusiomyces paraingens, 4011 nucleotides. RefSeq lists its product as uncharacterized. The transcript has 6 exons. The record is from RefSeq and is a predicted model, not a curated record. The coding region runs from base 1 to 4011 and encodes 1336 amino acids. NCBI's taxonomy places the organism in Eukaryota, Fungi, Ascomycota, Dipodascomycetes, Dipodascales, Dipodascaceae.